Polyodon spathula (Mississippi paddlefish) is the source of this 2937-nucleotide messenger RNA. RefSeq lists its product as uncharacterized. The transcript has a single exon. NCBI's taxonomy places the organism in Eukaryota, Metazoa, Chordata, Actinopteri, Acipenseriformes, Polyodontidae. Gene Ontology annotation, molecular function: zinc ion binding; aspartic-type endopeptidase activity; nucleic acid binding. The annotation marks the transcript as partial. The record is from RefSeq and is a predicted model, not a curated record. Gene Ontology annotation, biological process: DNA integration; proteolysis.
AUGGCUGACAAGAUGGCGGCCAGGUGUCUGGCUAUUCAGAACCUGGUAGUGGCCCAAGCCCAAGCUCAGGUCCCGGUCGCAGCAGCUGGACCAGUGCUGCCAGUGCCCAAAAUCCGUCUGCAAAAGAUGACCCCAGAAGAUGACCCGGAGGCCUUCCUGACCACAUUUGAGCGGAUGGCUACAGUGUCAGGGUGGCCAGCCGGAUGUUGGGCAGCCCAACUAGCCCCCUGUCUAACUGGUGAAGCGCAGGCAGCAUACCAGGCUCUGAGCAACGUUGUGGCGGAAGAUUACUCCCAGGUGAAGACAGCUACCUUCCGGCGCCUUAAUAUCACCCCGGAGACGCAUUGCCGGCGUUUCCGGAGUUACAAGCGGCUGGAGGGAACCCGGCCUCGCAUCAUGGCCCAGCAACUCUGGGACCAUCUGACCCGCUGGCUGCGUCCCACUGAACGGACCACCCAACAAAUCAUGGAGUCUGUGGCGGUCGACCAGUUCCUGGAGGUGUUGGAACCAGAGACUCGAGCCUGGGUCGCUCGCCACAGUCCCGAGACGAUGGACACGGCCGUCGAGCUGGCGGAGGCCUUCGAGGACGCACUGCUUCGGGUGGACCCCAGUCCAGCUCCAGUGAGGCAUCGGCCUUCGCCAGCGCACCCAAAGACUGCAACGAGGCCUUCAGUUUUCCCCGUCCCUUUGAGCGCCUCUCCUCCAAAGUGGAGACAGAGGUUAGCUCCCAGCUGGGCUAGAGAGAAUCCUUGGACCUCCCCUAGUGGACCAAGGGACAAACAGCCGUCUCCCACAGCGCCGCCUUCCCCUACCUGCUUCCGGUGCCACGAGGUGGGGCACAUCGCGAGAUUCUGUCCCAUCGCGAUGGAGUGUGACGUGGCCUUGCGAUGUCCGGCUGCAGAGGGUGGUGAGUACAGGGGAAGGGGUCGGGAGGGGACUUGCAUUAUUAAUGUAGAUGUUGGUAAUAUGAGUACCCACGCAUUAGUGGGCUCAGGGUGUAGUCACACUAUAAUUCGGUCUGCUCUCUUGGAGGGUACGCCUUGGCGGCCACAGGGGUCUGUGACCAUCUCGUGUAUUCAUGGAGAAACCAAGGCAUAUCCUACCACUAAAGUUAGAAUGACUGUGGAAAGUCGGACGUGCCAUGUAGUCGUGGCCGUCGCUAAAAAGGUGCCAUACCCAGUGAUUUUGGGUCGAGAUUGGCCUUACUAUUCAGAAGUUAAGGUCAAUGCGGCUCGGCCACCCAUUGUAGAAGGGGUGGUCGCAACGGGGGAUCCAAUUGGCCGGAUCUUUCCCUUGCAGGCCGACAUAUUUACUUCCAGGUUCCGGCCCCGUAAAACUAAAAGAGAGCGGAGGGCUGAGAAACUUGAGGGGGCAUUAAUGAGACAAGGCUGGGGAUUGGUGGGGGAAUCUGCUUUGCCUGUCAAACGAACACAGAAGGGUGUGGGUGUCCAGUGUGACCAGCGGGAGCGGGUUACUGAGAUCCCUAGAGCAGAAGCUACUGAGGCCCCGCUCGGCAUACCGCAAUUCUGGGACCGGGGUGUGGACCUGGAGUGGGAGCAAAGUAACGACCCCACUCUGGUGCACAUCCGGGGGCAGGUUCGGUCUGUCGAGGGGAAGGAAGUUGAAGGCUGCGGGCCGCUCACAUUUCCUCACUUCAUCGUGAUGGGGCAUUUGCUGUAUAGGGUAUCCCAAGCCCCGGGCACAGGACAGCCUGUAACCCAGUUAUUGGUUCCGGGGUCUUUCCGCCGGGAGGUCAUGAGGUUGGCACAUGAUAUUCCCUUUUCUGGCCACCUGGGGCGGGAAAAGACCUUGGAACGAAUACUGGCCCGGUUUUAUUGGAUGGGACUCCACAUGGAUGUGAGGAAAUAUGUAGCGGAGUGUCCCGAUUGUCAGAGAGUAGCGCCGGGACGGGUUCGCCCGGCCCCGCUGGUCCCACUGCCCCUGGUUUGUACUCCCUUCGAUCGCAUAGCAAUGGACAUAGUGGGCCCAGUGCAGCCCGCCGACUCUGGAUAUACGCACAUUUUAGUAAUGGUGGAUUAUGCUACUCGAUAUCCAGAGGCGGUGCCACUGCGCUCCACUAGUGCUGUCGCCAUUGCUAAAGAACUAGUUAAGAUUAUUGCUAGAGUAGGGGUGCCCAAAGAGAUUCUGACAGAUCAAGGAACUAACUUCAUGUCCGAUACCCUCAAAGAAGUUUACAAAAUUUUGAAAAUCCAUCCCAUCAGGACCUCUGUGUACCAUCCACAGACAGAUGGCCUGGUGGAAAGGUUUAAUCAGACCCUGAAGCAGAUGCUGAGGCGAUUUGUGAACCAGGAACAAAAACAUUGGGCAAAACUCCUUCCCUUCCUGAUGUUCGCAGUGAGAGAGGUGCCACAGAGCUCAACUGGGUUCUCCCCGUUUGAGCUGCUGUAUGGGAGACAACCCCGAGGCAUUCUCGAUCUCGUGCGAGAAGGGUGGGAGGACCAAACCUCUACGUCUAAAAAUGUAGUCAAAUAUGUACUACUGCUACGAGAUCGCUUGGAAUUAGUCGGUCGUUUGGCUCAAGAGAACCUGCGCAAUGCUCAGCAUCAGCAGCAGCAGCAGUACAAUCAAAAAGCACGAAUUCGGACUUUUCGAACUGGGGAUAAGGUACUGCUGCUUCUUCCCACAGCUGAGUCUAAGUUGUUUGCCAAGUGGCAAGGGCCUUAUGAGGUGGUUCGAGCUAUAGGGAGAGUCAAUUAUGAAAUCAGGCAGCCGGACCAUCGAAAACCACUUCAAAUUUAUCAUGUAAAUUUGUUAAAACCUUGGAGAGACAGAGAGGCCCUGUUUAUUGCUAAUGAUAUCCCCGAGGAGGAUUUUGGUCCUGAGGUGGGGCCACUUGGUCAAACAACUAAGAUUUCAAUGGGGAAACAGUUACUUCCCUGUCAGAAACAGGAGCUGGGCCAACUAAUUGAGGAAUUC